Molecule: messenger RNA, 1952 nt
Organism: Phragmites australis (common reed)
Lineage: Eukaryota; Viridiplantae; Streptophyta; Magnoliopsida; Poales; Poaceae
Exons: 10
Coding region: 141-1808 (555 amino acids)
Source: RefSeq, a predicted model, not a curated record
AAGUUUUUUCGGAAGUCCUGAGAUAUCCCUCCAAGUCCAAUUAGUAAUUUGUUGGUUUGUGUGAUGCACUCGACCCAAAAUGGACACCGUACCAUGAGGCCGCGAGUACCAAAACCCUAGUCCCCCGAUCCCUCUACGCUAUGGCCGUCGCCCCCUACACGCUCCGCCUCUCCCUGCCGCCGCGGCACGACGCCCCGCUCCACCCCCAGCUCCGGCCUCAGCUCCGCCGCCGCGCGGCGUCGAAGUUGGCGGCCAGCUGGGCGCCUGCCGGCGGCGACGCGGACGACGGGGUGGGCGGCUGGUGGCUCCCCGAGCAGCCGGUGGAACAGGGGAACAGGCCCGGGUUUGGGAGAGCUAUCGCGGUUGGGCUGGGAGCUUCUGCAGCGAUCGGCUUGGCUGGGCUGGCGUGGCACUCGCCAUCCUCCAUGAAGUGUUUACAGCCACUCAUUGUUGCCCCAUUACAUUAUGUUCAAGAGAAAUUGUCAUCAUUGGAGUCAACAGAGACACCCAAGGAGGAUGCCAAUGACAGAGAACCUGGUGAAAGUGAAGUUUCCAGCACAACACUGGAUGAGAAGGCUGAAGCAAUAACUGAUGACUCAAGGCAAAAUCACAGAACAGCUGUUGGCAGCCAUGUUUCAUUUAGAAUUCCUAUAGAUCCUGUACACAAGGAGGCUUUCUCUAUAUUGAAGAAGCUACAGAUACUUGAGAAAGAUGUUAGCCCCAGUGAUUUUUGUACUCGGAGGGAAUAUGCAAGAUGGUUUGUUAAGUUAUGCUCAAAGUUUGAGAGAAAAAGGACGCAAAGGAUCGUUCCUGAUAAGUUAACAUCUGCCUCAGUCCAAAGUGCCUUUGAUGAUGUCAAUUUUGAUGACCCAGAUUUCUUGUAUAUCCAAUCUUUAGCUGAAUCUGGUAUUGUACUUAGUAAGCUGUCAAACUCCUUGGAAACAUCGACAAAUGGCUCUCCUAGUUGCAAGGGAAAUUCCAUGUUCCUACCUGAUAGUUAUCUCUCUCGUUUCGAUCUUGUCAACUGGAAAGUGCUUGUGGAGCAUCCAUGUACAUUACAAAUAGACCAAAAGAUGCUGAGUCAAAAUGUUCGCAUUUUGGAUUUGCGUGCUUGCCCAGAUGUGUCUUCGUCCAUGCUCAUAGAGCUGAUGGCCGGCGAAAAUAGCAUCGUAAAUAGAGUUUUCGGAAAUACUAGACGCCUUCAACCGCACAAACCUGUAACAAAAGCACAAGCAGCUGCUGCACUGACCUGUGGUCGAAUGGAGGAAGCAAUUCGUGAUGAAUUAAGCAGACUAGAAGUAGAAAAUCAAGCCCACCUUUCUGCUAUAGCUGAAAUAAUGGAAGAGUUAAUUAGUAGAGGAGAUAUACAACAACGAUGGGAGGAGAAGAUGAAAAAGGAGCAAGAACGGGCUUUAGAAGCUGACAAGGACCUUCAACAUGUUUUGCAUGAGCUUGCAAAUGAGAGGACAGAUAGAGAAAGGGAACUAGCAGACCUAUCGAAGGAAACCGCAGCUUUAGAGCACCAGAAUCAGGAACUCAUAAGUUUAAGGUCAGAAGUUGAUGGCAUGCAUGAUAGACUAGCAACUGAGAGUGCAGAUGUCAUGGUUGACCAGAAAACUUUGGAAAACCUGUUGUCUGACAUGACCAGCAAGCAUCAAGCUGUCAAUGAAGCUAAAUCAUAUCUUGAAGCUGAGAAGGAAGCUCUUACAAUGCUAAGGUCUUGGGUGGAAGAGGAAGCAGCGCGUGUCCAUGAACGAGCUGAGACACUUGAGAAGGCUGUAAGAAGGUGGCGAAUCCCAGUGGAUUGAGCCCUGCAAACUAAAUAGGCGUUGCAUCGGUGUAUCGUUAAGGACUUGCUCAAAUUGUUUGCAUGUCUUUGGUUUCAGCACCUCUGCUGUCAGAUUUGAAUAAUUCUCAGUACUAUAUAAUGGUCGCCACCUCUUGUUAUCUGA